Molecule: messenger RNA, 1751 nt
Organism: Erythranthe guttata (spotted monkey flower)
Lineage: Eukaryota; Viridiplantae; Streptophyta; Magnoliopsida; Lamiales; Phrymaceae
Product: cytochrome P450 736A117
Molecular function (GO): oxidoreductase activity, acting on paired donors, with incorporation or reduction of molecular oxygen; iron ion binding; heme binding
Source: RefSeq, a predicted model, not a curated record
CACUAUAUAUGCACAUCCAAGCGUUAGCAUUAUUUAUUCAACAAACAAUGGAGGCUAUUCAAAUAUUGCUUCUUAUAACAUCUUUGUUCUUGUUGUGGUCAAUCACCAAAUGGUUAACCAAACCCUCCGGAAAACCGAAAAACUUCCCUCCGUCACCGCCAACGCUGCCGAUAAUCGGAAACUUCCACCAGCUCGGCCAACUGCCCCACCGGAACCUCCAUCUCCUCGCGGGAAAAUACGGUCCCCUCAUGCUCCUCCACUUCGGCAGCGUCCCGGUCGUGGUCGCCUCGUCGGCUGAGGCGGCACGCGAGAUCAUGAAAACACACGACCUCAACUUCGGGAGCCGGCCCGUCUACAAGGCCUACAAGAAACUCCUCUACGACUGCAAGAACGUGUCGGCGGCGCCGUACGGCGAGAGCUGGCGGAAGGCCAAGGGCAUUUUCGUCCUUCAGCUUCUGAGCAACAAGAGGGUCCAAUCCUACCGUUGGAUCAGGGAAGAAGAGACGGCCCUCCUCGUUAAAAAAAUCGAAGAGUGUUGUUCUUCUUCUUCUUCGGGCGGCGGCAGAGCGGCGGCGCCGGUGAAUCUUACGAGGCUGUUCUCGGAGCUGAGCGUGGCCGGGAUCUGCCGGUCUGCUUUCGGAGAGUCGGAGAAUGGGAAGAAAUUCGUGGAGUCGAUGACGGAGUUGAUGGAGCAGUUGGGAACUAUUAAUGUCGGUGAUUUUAUCCCGUGGCUGAGUUGGAUCAGCCGAGUUAACGGGUUUGAUAAGAGAGUGGAACGAGUUGCGAAAGAUAUGGAUUAUUUUCUGGAAGGUGUUAUUCAAGAACACUUGGAAAAUCCAGAAAAGGCGGGAAAUAAUAGUGAGAGCUUUGUUCAUAUUCUGCUCAGGAAUUAUAGUAGUGAUGCCUCUUCAAUUGACAGGGAGCGCAUCAAAGCAUUAGUUCAGGAUGUUGUCGUAGGUGGAACCGAUACCAUAUCCUCGGUUCUUGAAUGGGUGAUGACGGAGCUACUACGACACCCCAACGUGAUGGAGAAAUUGCAAAACGAAGUGAGAGAAAUUGUCGGAGGCAAAAGCAUCGUAACAGAUGAUGACUUGGCAAAGAUGGAUUACAUGAAAGCCGUGAUCAAGGAAACUUUCCGUUAUCACAUGCCGGCUCCGAUGUUAUUACCGAGGGUAGCGGAUAAAGACGUGAAAAUAAUGGGGUACGAUAUUUCCGCCGGAACGAUGGUGAUGACUAACGCGUGGGCCAUAGGGCGGGACCCUGAUCUUUGGGAUGAACCAGAGAAGUUUGAUCCGGAGAGAUUCUUGAAUAACACAAAGAACAAGAGUAUGGAUUUUAGGGGCCUCGACUUUGAGCUUAUUCCUUUUGGUGCCGGGAGAAGGGGCUGCCCCGGGAUCUCGUUUGCUGCGGCUACCAUUGAGUUUGUGUUGGCGAAUCUUAUGCUGAAGUUUAACUGGGAAACGCAGGGGAAAGAUUUGGACAAUACUGAAAGCUCGGGGCUUACGGCGCAUAGAGCUACUCCUCUUUUCGCAGUUGCCACUCGGAGUAUAUGAUGUGGCACAUUCUUAUUGGAUGAAUUUAUGUUAUUGUACUUGGUUUGGUUCUUUGUUUGGAUAAGUUGUGUCAUAUUAAUGUUGUUUUGUGAAUUUACUGUUUGUGUUGAAUAAAUGUGAAAUAAAUUGUUGUUUGUGUACUUCAAGACUUAUUUUUCCAGUUUAUAAUCGAUGCCGAAUCCAUGAUUUUAGUCACAC